UUUCAACCACCUUUUCGCAGUAACAAGGCUUUGGAUCACCCGUUAUUUGCAAAAUUCUUACCAACAGCGAAUUCGAACAGCUGUUUGCAAAGUGUCAAAGCAAGUGUCAGUUUUUGUAAUCGACAACGAGUCUUAUGCAAUGUCAAGCAACUAGUUUAUUUUAUAGUUUGCUGUGAAAGGAGUAGACGGUGAAGCAGAGAUCACCACGUUCCCAUUAGUACGAUUAUCAGAAGCAUUUAACGCCAAAUUGCGCGUGUUAACUUCGUUGAGCAAUCAGUAAAAGAUGUUCCGAAAAGUCAUAUUUACUACACCAGCUACUGCUGUGCUUUUAGCAGCUGUGCCUGUGAAGCAAUCGGAAGUGAAAGCAGGUGAAAAUGUGGAGGCAAAUACAAAAUUCACGUGUAAGCCAAGUGAAUUGCCACUGUAUCAAUCCUUGCACGAAUUAUACAGUACUAAAAAGGAAUCGCAUCCGCCAAAAGACUCGCAGGCACGCCAAACUAUUGAAAGUGGAGUACGCGUUGUCCGCACGGAAGUUCAAGCCGGUCUCAAUGUGCUUGCUGAGCAAAAGGCAAAUUUCGACAACUAUUACGAAACGGCCAAAGCGCAUACCCAAUCCACUAUCGAUUACUUAAAUGAACCGCAAAAUGUAUUGCCACGUAGCGGUGCAAUCGCUGUCGGUGGUUUGUCCGGUUUCAUUUUCGCUGCGCGUGGUGGUUUCAUUAAGAAAGUGCUGUACACCACCAUUGGUGCUGGCACAGUGGCCUCACUUUGCUACCCACGACAGGCGGAGGUAUUUGCACGCGAUGCGCUGGUACAAGCACGCAAAGGUUAUGCUAUUGCAUAUAACUUCAUAAAAGGUGUAAAACCAGGUGAGGAAGGUACGCCCGAACCGGUCAGUAAAUUCCCAACCAGCGUGGAAGACUUGAAAUAUCUAGCCUUAGACCUUUACGACGAAGCGAAAGAGGCAAUAUUUGGCAAGAAGCAAUAAGCAAAACAAUUAGUGAAUAUAAUAGUAAAGAAAGUCAACUAACGAAAGGAGAGCUUAAGGACGUAAUCGCAUUAAAUUUAUAGUGAAUUAUGAAGAGUGAAAAACGGUGUAUCUACAAUUGCUAAUAAUGUACUAUAAGACAGUGCGAAAGCAGCCGACGAACUUGUAAAAUGUUAAUAUUCGAAAAUAAAUGAACUCUAUGCAACUGGAGUUUUGGCAACUUUACAAAAUAAUUGUAACACAAUUCUGCAAUAAGUAGCUUCUUUUUGUCGAAAUAAAACGAGUUAAUAGCAAUUUUUAAAUAAUGUAAUGAUUCAAAUGGCAUACGCAUUAUACUCUUAACAGACAUAAAAUAAACCAAAAGCGAAAGAUGAGUAAAGUA
This is a messenger RNA of Zeugodacus cucurbitae (melon fly), 1370 nucleotides long. It is a transcript of the gene Mic26-27, whose product is annotated as MICOS complex subunit MIC27. Bases 284 to 988 code for a protein of 234 amino acids. The transcript has 4 exons. The record is from RefSeq and is a predicted model, not a curated record. Gene Ontology annotation, biological process: cristae formation. Lineage: Eukaryota; Metazoa; Arthropoda; Insecta; Diptera; Tephritidae. Gene Ontology annotation, cellular component: MICOS complex.